CUUUACCGGCUUUGUGGGCUUUAUGCUCACCGUCACUUCGUAACAUAAAACAUAAGCAAAACUUGGAGCGCUGCAAAAACCAUUCAUUCAUUCUAAAACUGAUUAUUAACAAUAAGUGAAGCUAUCACAGUCAUUCUAAUUGAAACCGAAAUAAAAUUCGAACCGCCAAAAUGCCAGAAGGGGAAGUAGCUGAAAAGAAGCGUGGACGCCAGCCGGCAGCAGCUAAAGAAGAUAAAAGUGAAUCAAAGAAACGUGCUCACGAUCCAUCACCAAAAUCAGCCGAUGAAUCUGUACCAGUUUCCGAAAAUGGUUCCCAGCCGAAACGAGGCCGUGGUCGUCCGAAGGGCAGCAAAAAGACAGCAAAGCCGAAAAAGCCAUCAGUACCAGGACGCGGUCGCGGCCGACCAAAGGCAUCAUCAAACGACGAAGCAGCAUCGGACUAGAAGCAGAGAGUGUUCCUUUCUGGAGGAAAGAGAUGAUUACUGCACAAAACAAA
Molecule: messenger RNA, 496 nt
Organism: Bradysia coprophila
Lineage: Eukaryota; Metazoa; Arthropoda; Insecta; Diptera; Sciaridae
Molecular function (GO): DNA binding
Source: RefSeq, a predicted model, not a curated record